Messenger RNA from Bactrocera neohumeralis, 5025 nucleotides. RefSeq lists its product as uncharacterized. The record is from RefSeq and is a predicted model, not a curated record. Gene Ontology annotation, cellular component: nucleus. The coding region runs from base 259 to 4389 and encodes 1376 amino acids. The transcript has 10 exons. Gene Ontology annotation, biological process: regulation of transcription by RNA polymerase II. NCBI's taxonomy places the organism in Eukaryota, Metazoa, Arthropoda, Insecta, Diptera, Tephritidae. Gene Ontology annotation, molecular function: RNA polymerase II transcription regulatory region sequence-specific DNA binding; zinc ion binding; DNA-binding transcription factor activity, RNA polymerase II-specific.
CAUAUCUAAAAGGUUAAUAAAAUAUUUGUUACAAAUUACAGGAAAGCACUAACUUACCAGUGUGUAUACAUAAUUAAUAUUCAUAAGCAAAGAACAUUAUCCCAAAAUCAAAUAAACGUCAUUGAAUUGGAAUAAUAAAGUAAACUAAAUAUCUAUAUUUAAUAUUGACAUACUUCAGAAAAAGAGGGAAGCCAUAUAUGUGUUGUAAACUGAAGAUUAUUGCUAAUAACAACGGCAAGAAAUAUAACACUUAAAAAAAUGUCGGUUAUUGAAUUGAAUAAAAGAUAUCCCUUGGUUCUUGAAGAAAGCAACACUUUCUUUGAGGAAUGGAAACGUUGGUGUCGACUUUGUGCAAAAGCCGAAGUGCAAUGUAUUAAUGCUUUAACAGGACACUAUGCGCAAUCCACACUCGCAAGUGAUAAUUACAACUCGUUAAACAUACUUGCUGCUAUAGAUGAAUUUUUUCACGUUCAGAUUAAGGAAGAUGAGAAGCUCUCACCUUUUGUUUGCACCGAGUGUUUCGAUGUGGUAACAUCAUUUGUUAAAUUUAAUGAUAACGUUAAAAAGGUUCAGCAAUUGUACCAUGAGCUUUUGCAUAGCGAUGAUAAGACCAAACUCAAUUUGCCAGCUUUAUAUGCUAGGUAUGGUCUAUGCAGAGAAGAGACUAUUUUGACACAAAUCAGUAGUAGCAAAGUGCCAGUGGAAGAAAUUUUCAUUGCUGAUUCGCCCGUACCAAAGUGUGCUAAUUUAUCGAUUCAAAUAAAAAAUGAAAGUUCUGAUGAAUUUCCGGCAGAAGUGUUUAUUAAAGAGUUCGAGAAAAAGGAAGAAUUUCAAGACCCAUUCGGGGAAGAGGAAGUAUUCACAGAAUUGAAAACCCGUGCGCCUGUAAAUGACGACGAUAAUAGCAGAAGUGAAGAUUUCAAUUUGCCAAUGGAUACCGAAGAUACUGAUGAUGAAGACGAAGAAGUUUAUACAAAAAAUAAAAUUAAUAAUGACAGUGUAGAGUCAGAAGAUUCUGCUGAAAUAGCCAAAGAAACGGCACAUACUUGUGGUAUUUGUUUAAUGAGUUUUCAUCGCAGAUGUAACUAUUCGGUACACGUAAAGAAAAAGCAUAGUAAACACUUAUGCCGGCAUUGUCCAAGCUUAUUUGAUAGUAAACCAGUUUUAAAGGAACAUAUGAAAGACCAUCGACAAUUAUUCCCCUGCCCACAUUGCGAUCGCAAAUUCGUAACAAAGGAAUACGUAUCGCAACACAUAAAGUUUAUACAUGAUGACGAACGUCCAUUUAUUUGCGAAACAUGCGGUGAUGCCGUCCGCACGAAGGGACAACUUAAAGAACACAUGUUGACUCACACGGACUAUUCGCCCUUUGAAUGCAAAGAAUGUGGAAAAUGCUUUAAGCAAAAACAACGGUUGAAGAGACACAUGCAAAUACAUGGAGAUAAACUUAUUUGCAAUGAAUGUGGGAAACAGCUAAGUUGCCGGGCCACAUACAAUAGCCAUAUGUUAGUCCAUUCCGACAAAAUGCAACACAAAUGUGACUAUUGCGGCAGAGCUUUCAAGCGUGCCAAAACACUGAAAAGCCAUUUAAUACUUCACAGUGGAUUAAAACCAUAUUCGUGCGAAUUCUGUGAUAGGACGUUUACAAAUGGGUCAAAUCGACGUACACAUAUGAAAAGAACACAUCCAAGUGAAUUAGCUGAGUUAGAAGCUUCAGGAGAAAAAAUGUAUACCAAAAAUAUACCAGAACUAGCCGUGCUGAAAUCUGUUAUACGGAAAGCGGAGAACCUUAUACCUGUUGUCUCAAAACAAAGUGGAAAUUUUGCUUUCGGCAAAAAAACAAGCUCCAAACCAGUAAAUACUGCGGACACCAAGAAUUCCGAAUCAAUGAAAUAUAGAAGAUAUUUACUUAAUUAUUUGAUAAUCUGCUCUAUAUACAUGAACAAUUAUCGUCCACAAAACUAUCGAGUGCAUUCUAUACAAUCGACAGAUAUCUGCGGACACUCAAUUUUAUCUUCCCUAUCCGAAAAACAUCUGUUCUUAUUCGUGUAUGAAAAUAUGAAUGUAGUGCACGAAUUAAGAGCUGAUGAAAAGCUCAAUACCAAUAUUGAUAAAAUUGCGCCUUGGCAUUUUUGGUGUCGCUUAUGUGCAAAGCAAGAUAUUCAAAACAUUAGUGUUUUUUUGAAAGAUGAACAUAUGGUUACUUCUACAGGCAAUGGAGAGGAAAACAAUCUCGGUCUUAAUAUUGCUAUUACGAAAUACUUUUGUGUGCAAAUAAAAAUGAAUGAUGAACUGCCAGACCGAUUGUGUACUGAGUGCUUUUCUUUAGUAACUUCUUUGGUGAACUUCAAUGAACGGGUGAUAAAAGUGCAAGAAAUGUAUGAAGCCCUUCAAAGUCUUAGUGACAUUACAGAAAUGGAUUACCAAACGUUACGUUUGAAGUUUGGUGUGCCAAUUGAUGAUCGACCACAUGAGUUUCUAUGCCGUACAGUAGGGGAGGUACACUUACAUGAAGAAAAACCAAAAAUAAAUGAAUUUGUUGAAAAAAGUUUUAUGGAAGAAGCUGUGAUAGAUAUUUCACCAAAAGUGUGUAACAAAGUUAUUGAAAUAAAGGAAGAAAAUUCAAUUGAGUUAACACCGCCGGCAGAUGAAGAUGUAUACGAUUUUGAAAAUGAAGACGCUUGUGACGAAGACCCCUUUGGCAGUGAUAGUGAUAUGAAAAGCGAUGAAAAUUCUAGUUCUAGUGAAAGUUCUGUGAAUAACUCACGAAAAAAACGUAUAAAAGAAAAACAUGACACGGAAAUAGAUGAAACAAAUAUUAAUUAUAUUAAAAAACGAAAAAUUAAAACAAAUGAUGAUUUUAAGCAAGCAGAAGAGAGCGGCGAUGGUGAAUGUAAUGAAAUAUAUACAUGCAAAGUAUGCGCGCAGACAUUUAAAAGAAUCUCCAAUUAUCGCACACAUAUGGAACGCAAACAUGGGCAACUUGCGGUCGUGCCCAAAUUCACAUGUACCGAUUGUCCAUUUACAUGCAACACACAAGCACAACUAAAUCAUCAUGCCGUCAAACAUUUGCCGCUUACAAAGCGACGCAUUGUGCCCUGCCCUCAUUGUGACCAUAAAUUCCCUACUAAGACCUAUGUGGCCCAGCAUAUAAAGUAUGUGCAUAUGAACGAACGCUCCUUUAUUUGUGAGGAAUGCGGCGAAGCUGUGCGCUCAAAGGGACAACUUAAACAACAUAUGCUCACACAUACAGAUUAUGCACCAUUUGAAUGUGAAGUGUGUAAAAAAGGCUUUAAAAAUCAAGUGCGACUUAAAAAACACAUGGAAACCCAUAAUCCAAAUAAGCACAUUUGUGCCGAAUGUGGUUUGCAAUUAAACUCCAAAGCUACAUUGAACCGUCAUUUGUUGGUGCAUUCCGACGUCAUGCAACAUAAAUGUGAUUUUUGUGGACGAGCUUUUAAGCGCGCAAAAGCAUUAAAAAAUCACCUUAUUCUGCAUACAGGUCUCAAACCCUAUUCGUGCGACUUUUGUGAUAGAACAUUUGCCAAUGGUUCUAAUUGUCGUACACAUAAAAGAAAAGCACAUCCCGAAGAGUUAGCCGCAUUAGAAGCCUCUGGAGAAAAAGCAUAUACUAAAAAUAUACCGAAAUUAGCAGUACUGAAGUCUGUCACACGUGCGGCUGAUAAUCUAGCGCCCGUUGUUUCUAAACAAAGUGGAAAUUUCGCUUUCGGCAAAAAACCCAAACUGCCACCGGACAGCGUGGGCACUAUUAGUAAAAAACAAGCUAAAACGCUCAAACAAACCAUCGCAACGCCAACGAUUCCUGCAUCUAUCGCGCCUGGCAACAAUAAUGCCAAUCAUGGAAUACUUUCCGACCUUGAAACGAAUAACCAGCGUUUGGACGAUGAACAUAACUCGCUUGGCAGAAAUAUACCCACAAUCGAUAAUAUAUACAAUCAUCUAAUGAAGCAAACUGCCACCAACAGUGGUUGUGCUAUGAACUCUACCUCCAUACUGAAUCCCAUGCAUAUGGAACUUAAACGCUCACACAGUGAAGACUCAUCACCUGCUAACAACAGUUGUGUAGCUAUUGAUAUAACAAAUGUUAUUGCGCAGCAGCAAACGCCGCUUAAUCAGCAAAUAUUAGUGCCGGUACAAGAUGCUGCAGUCCAAAAUUUUUGUACAGCAUUUAUAAAGCAACAUCAAAUGGGUAAACAACAACAACACAUAGCUGCAUUACAACAACAUCAUGACGAAAUAUCCAUACAUAGUCCGGCGAGUCAUAUUUCUCAUCACACCGAAGAGCUCUCAACAGCAUCAGCAAGCGCAGCGGAAGCAAAUAAAUUUUAUAGCCACAUAAGACAACAUACUCCAGAUAGUUAUCUUUAGAUGUCACUUGAUAGCAAUAGAAGGCUUUCCUCAACUAAUGACUAUGAAUGUGAAUGCAUAUUGUGAGUGAUUUCUUUGUGUAGUUAUAUUUUUGUUCGUGUGUACGUAUGUUUGACUUAGCGUAUUUACACGGUAGUGCUAAUGUAAUUAUAAGUAAUCAGUAAUUUUAAAUUAAUUGUAAAUAUUUUUUAACGUUACAUCAUUAUUAUCGGCUGCAUUGAUGAUGCACAUAUGUCAACCAAUGUCAAUCUCCAUAGUUACACAAUCAAAUUAUGUAUUUCAAAUCAAAAUUUUUUUACAAACAAUAGUGCUUAGACAUACUCCAAAAAGGUAACUUUCGUUUUUCUAUUAAAAUUUCAAAAAAUAAUUAUAAAUUGUUGCUAGUUUUAAUUAUGUGAAGUUGUUUAUGGUGUGUAAAGUGUAUAUCAAGCUUAAAUAUAAGUUUUAUGAAUAUUAUAUAUUCAGUACUUGUAAUGUGUUAGUAAAUAUAUUUUUUCUGUCAGUUUUCCAUUCUGAUUUGAAAAAACUUGCAAUCAAAAUGUGCGUUAAUUUUUAGUAAUAGUUGGUAAUAUUUAUUUUAGAUAUACUUAAACGAAAAACUAACAAAUAGAAAAAAAUUUAUAAUUUUUUUAUCGG